This is a messenger RNA of Boeremia exigua, 2733 nucleotides long. RefSeq names its product flavin reductase like domain-containing protein. The record is from RefSeq and is a predicted model, not a curated record. The coding region runs from base 84 to 2387 and encodes 767 amino acids. The transcript is spliced from 2 exons. NCBI's taxonomy places the organism in Eukaryota, Fungi, Ascomycota, Dothideomycetes, Pleosporales, Didymellaceae. Gene Ontology annotation, molecular function: riboflavin reductase (NADPH) activity; FMN binding.
GCACCCACUGGCGGUCCCUUGUGUACUCUCUAUCUGUCGGUAACGGAAUGCUGUCGUUGAAGCUUCUCUAACACAUUGGCACAAUGGCGCUCGCUCAGCGCCCAGGCUCGCGCUUCUUUGCGGCCUUCUACAGGUGGAGCCGCCAUACACAACGCGCUAGUCCAUGCACCUUCUCGUCACAAAGUGGCCCUCUGUCAAGGCGUUCUGCAGCCUUUGGGAACGUGCGAUCAUACCACGCGACCCGCUGUCUAAGAGAGGAAGAACAAUCUACAAAUGGCUUCACACCAGAAUUGGGGACGAGUGCUGCUACACAAGGGGACAGUCAAGCCUCGGUCGGGGCCCCUGCACAAGCAGUUGGCUCUGCGGAGCUGAAAGAAGAGGUCCGUCGCCUCAUGCGCAAGGUGCCCGCCUCGGUCGCUGUCAUUACUGUUGCGCACGUCGAUCCUGAGACCCGCAUGGACGUGCCCAUGGGCAUAGUCGUCUCCUCGCUGAGUACUGUCACUCUCGACCCGCCAACCAUCUCCUUCAAUAUCAAAGAGCCCUCGCAGGCCCUGACUGCCAUCCGAAACGCCCAUGGCUGUUUCCGUGUACACUGGAUGGAUGCGCAAAAGUCCAGUCUCGGCGUUAUUGAGCGCUUCUGCAAUGGCAAUCACCCCGAAGCCUACAAAGAACGACUGCGGCAGCUACAUAUCGAUAUUCCAUCACCCGAGGCCAACGCGACUGCUACAGCCUCCUUGGCGCCCCAGAUCCGGGAGCCUACCGUCCGCGCUGCGGCCGAAUGUACGUUGACCCAUGAACUCCCCGUUGGCGAUCAUGUCAUUCUUGUCGCCCGGAUCACCAACCUGGAAUGCAGCAAACUGCGGGAGCCGACCAUCGCUUAUGUCGAUGGUGCGUACAGAAGAAUCGAACCCAAGGGGAUGGUUGGGACACAUCAGCCCGCUACCACACAGCAGACCAUCACACCGCCGAAUUCACCCAGCCCGUCAGAGAAGAAAAUCAAGUCGGCCAUGAGCCGAGCUCACGAGCUAUCGAUCGCUUACGAUUGGCCUGUGGUUCCCGGAGAUAGGGAGCGACAUGAGUAUGCAAAACGCUUGAGACUGUAUAUCGAAGGACUGCCGCUUCAUCGUCGCGUGGCUCAUAAGCGUGUCAUCGAACAUCUGCAAUCUGAGACAAAGCAGCUCUCAAGAUCGCUUGGCAUCAAUCUGACAGCGCUUGUCAAUCAGGCCUAUAUCCAUCAUGGUCUGGGGAGCCCAGCUGCUCAGGAGGUGUUACCUGAAUUUUAUGGCACUCUCUCGUCCGCCCAACUGGCAAAGUUGCGUCAACGCGUAACGCAAGUCGUCGAGACAGACCAACGAUUCCUCGAAGUUAGCUAUUUCAAUCUGCUCGGCUUCCUGAGCGUCCACAACAGCGCUUCCGUUCUACCCAGUGAUUUAACGAGCCCUCUCCGAGCAAAAGAUUUGCUUCCUCCGUUCGAGCCGCCAACAUCAUCUAUCGUGAAGGAGAAGUCCGGCGGAAAUCUUGUCGCAAUGGAAGUGGUUGAGCAUUUCAUUCGAGACGAAAUCUCCCGUCUGAAGGCCGGGAUGUUAAAUACAAACCUCGUGGUUUAUUUCAAUAGCCACAAGCUGCGACCUAAAGACUUCGAACCCUUCAGAGCGAGUCUUACUCGUCUGACCGUCGAAACGUGCCCAUCGUUCAACACAGAAUGGAAACACGACAUUGCAGGCGAGAUCACUACAGAAGAAGCUCAAGUGGUCAUACGUCGCUUGGUCGAGUACAUGAUAAAAGGCACCCACGAUGACCAUCGCAUGCGCAAUUUCGAAGCUACAGACAACAUUUUGCGCCAAGUCGGAGUCCAUCCUCUCAUCAUUGGAUUAAAUGCCGACUUUGUCAUAAGCAAGCUCCGCUAUCUCACUUCCAUCUCCGAAUCGUCUUUGCAGCUGAGAUCCAGAUUCGAACACAUGGUUCGGUGGUAUUUCGCCAGGAACGUGACUUGGACCGACCUUCAAUCACGCUUCGAGCAAUUCGUACAAAAGUUCCCGAUGCGCGCCAUUACCUGGCCCAGAAGGGACGUACUCGCUGCCGUGGGUCUGAGCGGCCGCACUACCAUCUCCACACCACUUACUGAGACACCGAGAACCAUUGAUGAGAGCAACUUGUUCGAUACGCUCUUGGCGAAGGCACUCACUCAACACUAUGGGAACGGUACAGACGAGGAGAAUCAAGCCAUCGCUUCGUUCCUGAAGGACCGCUUUGGAUUUGAUGUCACUCAAAAGUCGGCCACAGUGACGCCAGAACAGGCGCUCGAGCGCUCGUCAGCUGAUGAUCUGGAUGCCGCGUUGUCGCAGUAUCGGGCGGAGACAGUGCCCAUACGAGACUUUGGCACAUGAGUUCAGUCGCUGUCAGCAGCGUUGCUUCGGCUCAGCGAGGGAGAAAAUAGAGGGUAGAACUGAUUCAAGAUAAUACUGUAAGAUAGGCAGCGCAGACUUUUCAAAGUGUCUCCAUGGGGUCACGGUACGAUAUGAAUUGCAUACCCAGGAGAGUGGCUCCUGGCUCAAGCCUUGAUAAAAGGCCCCUGUUAGACUCUCAUGACAGCGUACAGCACCACGUGAGCACGCGUUUCGUAUUAGAACACCUACGUAGACUCGCUCUCACAAGGUCCUCUAACGUGGCUAUCGUUAACAAAAACAUCGAAUUUGGGGAACUUACGUGUCUUUGUUCCAAAUGUCAACAGCG